AUGAUCAUCCUCAUCUUCUUACUUUUUGCGCUAGCUUCUCAUAUACAUUCAGGUUUAAUUCCGUCAUUAAACUCGUCAGCAAAUCUUAAUGAAACCGAACCUAGUCAACCACUUGUAAUAUACAAUAAUGAUAAUGCAACAGCCGUCAGUCGAAAUCAAACAGUGGAUAAAAAUCAAUUUGCUGAAACUGUCGUUGAUCUCCUACUCGAUCUGUUAGAAAAAGCAAAUUUAUCUCGUACAGUGUCAGUGAUUCAUAAUGAUACUGAAUUAACCGAACUAGUCGAACAAGAUGAUGGAGAUCAUCCGAAUGUAGAAACAACAACAAUGAAAUUACCGGCAUCAUAG
Molecule: messenger RNA, 345 nt
Organism: Adineta ricciae
Lineage: Eukaryota; Metazoa; Rotifera; Eurotatoria; Adinetida; Adinetidae
Source: the annotation of a GenBank genome assembly